Molecule: messenger RNA, 270 nt
Organism: Miscanthus lutarioriparius
Lineage: Eukaryota; Viridiplantae; Streptophyta; Magnoliopsida; Poales; Poaceae
Source: the annotation of a GenBank genome assembly
AUGGCAAGUCCAUCUUCCAUCAUCAGCAAUUAUGAUCCCAAUUUAGCUCGGAAGGCAAACUCUGCGGAUCCAGGAUGGAAGUAUGGGUACUGGCCAAACCUUCAAGACAAAGAUGUGGCGGCAUGCACUCUAUGUGGUGCCUCACUUACUGGAGGGAUAAAAAGGCUGAAGAAACAUCUGGUGGGUGGCUUUGGAGAUACAAAGAAGUGCAUGAAAACUACCACUGCAAUUAGAGCGGAGAUGAAAAACUGCUUGAACAAUCAUCCCUAG